CACACCCUCGUUCGCUGAGGGAACACACACACACACACACUCGCACUCGUAUAUCCUCUCACAAACACACUCACAGCUGUUGGUACUUCUCCUUGCUGAUGAACGCCGGGGCAGCCGGGGAUCGGAGCCUGAAGGAAUCUGGGAGAAUCUGAUGUGUGUUGGCAGCCCGAGCCUAGAGCAUCUAUAUGGAAAAUCAGGACGGAUAAGUGGAGCGACUCGUUCUCUGAUCACUGCCCGGCUCUCACUUGCAGUGGUUUGCAUAUCGCUCUUCCUCUUUCACUCGCCUUUCCCGGCUUCUCUGUUGGAAUUUUGAGUGCAGCAGUGAGAAACACAGACAUGCGUUUUGCCUCUGCCGCCUGCCACUACUGCCUGUCCUCAGCCAUUCACUGACCAGGGAACAAGCAAGGUGCGAGACAGAGCGGCUGCGAUAGAGCAAACAAGUAAGGCGACGCAGGCAUGAGCGCAGACAACCACGAAGGGGUGGUGACCACUCCUCCGCCGCCCAGCGGAGGGACCAAGGUGCGCUACUUCGACCGGGUCAACGUCAACGAUCCGGAGUACAUCAGAGCCAGGAACAUGUCGCCCGAUCUCCGGCAGGACUUCAACGUCCUGGAGCAGAAGAAGCGUGUCACACAGAUACUACAGAGCCCUGCUUUCAAGGAGGAGCUGGAGAGUCUGAUCCAAGAGCAGCAACGAAAAGGGAACAACCCAACUGGACUGCUGGCUCUGAGACAGAUCGCCGACUUCUUCAUGGCCAGCUCAGUGGCCGGGUUCAACACUUCCCCUCUCAGUCUGGGUAUGGUGACUCCCAUCAACGACUUGUACGGCAUGGAAUCCACCUCCAUGGUGAAAGGAGAGAAGCUGACGCGCUGUAAACUGGCCAGCCUCUACAGACUGGUGGACCUGUACAGCUGGGCACACUUCGCCAACUCUUUCAUCACAGCCCGAGUCAGUAAAGAGCAAGACCACAUACUCAUCAUCCCCAGAGGUCUGUCAUUUGCUGAGGCGUCUGCUUCAAACCUGGUGAAAGUGAACAUCAUUGGAGAUGUGAUGGAGCAGGGCUCCACCAACCUGAGGAUCGACCCUGCGGGCUUCAGCCCCCACCCUGCCAUCUACUCCAUGCGUCCAGACAUCCGCUGCAUCGUGCACAUCCACACUCCUGCCACGGCAGCCGUGUCGUCUAUGAAGUGUGGCAUCCUGCCCAUUUCCCAGGAGGCAUUGAUCUUGGGCGAAGUCGCCUACUACAACUACCAGGGAAGCCUGGACGAGCAGGAGGAGCGCCGGGAGCUGCAGAAGGCCCUGGGUCCUUCAACGAAGGUUCUGGUGUUGAGAAACCACGGCGUAGUUGCUCUCGGGGAGACCAUUGAAGAGGCCUUUCACUACAUCUACAAUGCCCAGUACGCCUGCGAAAUCCAGGUGAACGCCAUCUCAUCUGCUGGAGGAGUAGAGAACCUCAUAGUGCUGGACAGGGAGAAGUACAAAUCCCGAGUGUACGCUGUGGCCACGGCCGAGGGCGUCAACUUGGGCGGCCAGUACAAGUGGAAGGUUGGCGAGCUGGAGUUUGAGUCAAUGAUGAGGAUGCUGGAUAACCUGGGUUACAGGACGGGCUACACCUACCGGCACCCCAUUGUGCGAGACAAACCGAGGCACAAGAGCGAGGUGGAGAUCCCUGCCACGGUCACGGCGUUCACGCUGGAGGACGACACCGACGCCACGCGGCUGCCCCUCAAGUUCCUGCAGCAGCGGCAGCAGAGGGAAAAGACACGCUGGCUCAACUCACCCAACAGCUACACCAAGGUCAACGUGGAGGGUGGGGAGGAGCGCUACAGCAGCCGGACAACCACGUGGAUGAAAGCGGAUGAAACUGGAACUAUAAUCCGGAUUGAGGACCCAAAUCAGUUUGUACCUCUCAACACAGACCCCACAGAGGUGCUGCAGAAAAGGAUGAAGAUCAGAGAUCAGAACCGGUUUGAUGUGAUGACGUCAGGGCCGCGCUCUCAGCACCUCGCAGGCAUCCCCGUCGAUCAGCCACGACAGGAUCUGGGCCAGAUAAAAGUUAUGCCCUACGUGCCCACAGCGGACGAGCAGAUGGCUCCUCUUCCUCCCAACCCGUUCAGUGAGCUGUCAGAGAAGGACCUGGAGGAGUACCGCAAGAACGUGGAGAGAAGGCAGCUGGGCCUCAGCGAUGGCGAGCUCGAGCUAACCUCUGAUGACGGCUCCACUCUUUCUCAGUCUCUGUCUCUCACACAGUCCCCGCAAAGCACUCCAGCUAAAGAAGAGAACCACACGGGCCUCAUGAACGGCAAAGACGGCCACGACGAGGAGCUGGCCAGGCGCGUCAGUCAGCUGACCACCAGCGUGGAGAGCGUGGAGAUCACCGUGCGCUCCGGCGAGAAGAUCGAGGAGGCCCUGUCCCCCGAGAGCUCCCCCUCUAAGUCGCCCAACACCAAAAAGAAGAAGAAGUUCCGCACCCCGUCCUUCCUGAAGAAGAACAAGAAGAAAGAGAAGGUGGAGGCCUGAGGAUGGCGGGGCGUCCAGGACACCUGCGUGAAGAAGAAAGGAGGGGUGGGGGCGGAGGCUGCAGCCCCCGCUCAGUUUCAUGUCCAUGUUUUGUUUUUGUCUUUGUUUUUUAUGUAUUUUUAUGUUCCAUUUUCUAUUUUAUUUGACUUUUUAACUAGAGGUUUUAUGUGCAAAGGCAGAAGAAAGAUUUAACACAAAAAAAAAUCAGUUUGUAAUUAAAACAGAAAGAGGAAAAGUCUCUCGUUCUGCAGAGAGACUCGAAUGUUUGGGUCAUUUUGGGGUGGGUGUGUGGCUCCACGGUUAGAAGCAGAUGAGGGUCAGCUGAUCGCUCACGUAGCACUCUCACAGGGCUCCUCGGGAUUGCCGUUCAGAUCCUGCUUAAACUUGCUCCUCCGACUGCGUUUUUUGUUUUUUCUCCCUCUUUCUUUUUUCUUCACCCCUUUUCCUUCAAGGCUGAAAACUGAACUUGAAAGCAUUUUGUCUCUUUCUUGCUUCAUAGUCCAAUUUUCCUGAAAUGAUUGGAAUGCAACGCGAGUGUUUUAAACUGCACAAGGAAACGAUGUCCUUAUUUGAAUUUUUUUUUAAUUCCUCAUAGGGAACUGAGAGGCCACAUUAAAGUCAGAGUCGCACUGGAAAAAAGAAGAAGAAAAAGCCAGAGGGUUUGUGUUGAUUAAUUUCCUGUGAGAGAAGUUUGGCUCUCUGGCGUCCGCCAUGCUACUUUAGGUGCAGGCUUUCUCUUCAUCUGACUGUGGCUGAACUCCAGAUGACUUACGGGGUUGUGAGACUGGACAUGGUGAGGAUGAAGAGCGGCAGUUCUCUCAUAUGUAUGCAGCAUUCUCAUUCUUUAUCUUUCAUCUCAGCAUGUGUGUGUUUCUUCUUUCAAAUGGAAGAAUGGGGAAAAAAAAUCUCAAUUUAGUCAAGCAUCUCUGUUUAUUUGUGGUUUCUCAUCUCAUAAAUCUGGUUUUUGUUGAUCGCCCUUGUUUUGUACUCAUUUUAAGCGUUCGCAGAGAAGUCGGAUGUUUCGCAUGUUUUCUCUUUUAGCAACUGAACUGACUUGGCUGACUAUGUUCUGUAGUGAUGCCCUAUUGCUCAAGUUAUACCUUAAUCCUCAGAGCACAAAGUUACUAUAUAACGCAGAUAAAAGACAACUGGAUAUGUUGACUGUAGAGUUUUAACUAUAAACAUUUGUAUGUUUUGUUGUGCAGCACUUCUCUUGUGGUGUAUAUAACACACUGACGUUGCAGGUGGUUUCACCAGUGAAGGAGAACGGGAAGAUGUGGUAGAAGUUGUGCAAGUAGCGGGCGAGGCACGGUGUCUGAGCGCAGUCAGGACCAAGAAAGUGAGUUUAUCAAAGACGGACGAUAUCAUUGGUGUAACACGGGGGGGAAAAUGUUCCACUUCUCAACUAGUACUUUUGCCAAAAUGCCACCUAUCAGCAGUCGACAACUGAAUUUAGACUCGUGGAGUCGGGACGUCUUAUCCGUGGUGUGUUUUUAUGCGUGAGCUUUCAAAGCCAUAUUCAAAUUUUUUCUCUGUUAUUUCACUAAGACAAGGCUUGUGGUUCUCAUCUGGCCCCUCCGGCAUCCUGGACCCAAGCAAGACCUCUGUUAAAUCAGUGCAGAGCUAACCCUAACCCUCAGGCCCUCAAAAACUCAUCCUGGCCUUUUAUUUCUUCACAAGUAGCCGCAUUCUCAGCAGUGAUACCUCCUUGCUCAUAUAUUUUCCCGAAGAACUGGAACUUUAUUGGGAGCUCUCAUGGGCAUUUGAUUUAUCUUAAUUUGAUCACGCAGCAACGUCAUUUCUCCAGUAAACACAGUAAAUGUUAGAAAUGACCCACAGCUGACCUGUGCUCAGCCGGAGUGUGAUGGGCUGCCACAUUUCCUCCCCCAGCAGUUUAACUGGAUGUGCCAUUAUCCCAGCCAGCAAUGUGAAGUAUUGGAUUUGCAAGGGAGGGUGGGUGGUGGAGGGGCGCAUCUUAAGCAGCACUAAAUGCUAGCUUCUUCUUUUUUAUGCUUCAUUAUGGCUCUGAGGAAAGAGCUGAAGACACACGAGUGAAAGAUGGAGAAGUUGUGAGUUUGGAAAUGGAAGUUCAUAUGUGUGUGCAGUGGAGCGGGGCGGGGACAGCUGAACACUAACACACCGUACUUUUAUCACUCACACUCAUCUUUUUUUCUUUCAUAGCAACUCUUCUUCCACAAUUGUCUCUUUUUUUUCUUUCUCCAUUUGUAUUAAAGUCCACUGUUUUUAUAGUUUUCAGAGAGCACUAGGCUUCUUUUUUUUAAUUUACCAUUUUAUGAGCAGAAAAUGAUCCCAGAUGAACUAAAUGUGCAUUGCACCCUUUUUAUUUACUCCUGUCUUUCUGACUGUUUGCACCUUGCUUUUACUAAUACCUCUCCACAUUUUCCUUUUUUUUUUUUUUUUUUUUUUCUGUUUCAAAACGCGUUUUGCUUUGGCAUGCCAGAAUGAGCCGAGCUACUUUGUGACCUGUGAAAUUCCUAUAUAAAUGGUUAUCUAAUGGAUUUGCUUUUAGCUGUACUGCUAAUCUGUGUAAAUUCACAAAUAAAAUUGUAUUUUAAGAAAUGAAA
This is a messenger RNA of Cololabis saira (Pacific saury), 5105 nucleotides long. It is a transcript of the gene add3a, whose product is annotated as adducin 3 (gamma) a. Gene Ontology annotation, biological process: barbed-end actin filament capping. The transcript has 16 exons. The coding region runs from base 457 to 2520 and encodes 687 amino acids. Gene Ontology annotation, cellular component: plasma membrane; postsynaptic density; cytoskeleton. Lineage: Eukaryota; Metazoa; Chordata; Actinopteri; Beloniformes; Belonidae. The record is from RefSeq and is a predicted model, not a curated record. Gene Ontology annotation, molecular function: actin filament binding.